Molecule: messenger RNA, 1725 nt
Organism: Coffea eugenioides
Lineage: Eukaryota; Viridiplantae; Streptophyta; Magnoliopsida; Gentianales; Rubiaceae
Product: UDP-N-acetylglucosamine--N-acetylmuramyl-(pentapeptide) pyrophosphoryl-undecaprenol N-acetylglucosamine transferase
Exons: 5
Coding region: 71-1348 (425 amino acids)
Biological process (GO): carbohydrate metabolic process
Molecular function (GO): undecaprenyldiphospho-muramoylpentapeptide beta-N-acetylglucosaminyltransferase activity
Source: RefSeq, a predicted model, not a curated record
GCAACCCCUGCAAACUGAAAGUGAAAGAUGUUUCACACACUAGUUCACCUUCAAUUUCACACACUGUAAAAUGGCAACCAUUUCCUACUCUUUUUCCACUCCUAAGCUCUCAACGCUCCACUAUUCCAGGAAUUUCAAGACCAACAGCUGUCUUUCUCUCAAUCAACCUAGUGCAAAAACCACCAAUGCCUCAGCAGCGGCAGCCGCCUCAGAAACUCUCAAAGUUGCAUUCGCCGCCGGUGGGACCGGAGGCCACAUAUCCCCCGCUGUGGCAAUUGCAGAUGAGCUUAAAAACCAAAACCCUGACAUCCAAAUCCUCUUCAUAGGCACCCCAACCGGGAUGGAAAGCGCCGCCGUCCCCUUCGCCGGCUACCCAUUUGUCGCCAUCCCGGCAGCCCCUUUAGCCCGCCCUUUAAUCUCUGUUCACAACAUCUUCAUCCUUCCUUUCCUUCUGACAAAAUCCCUCGUCAAAAGCUUCCAAACCCUUCAAGAGUUCAGCCCACAAAUAGUAAUCGGCACUGGUGGCUAUGUUUCUUUCCCCAUUUGCCUUGCUGCAGCAAUGAAAGGUUUAAAAUUGGUAAUACAAGAGCAAAAUUCAGUUCCUGGAAUUGCAAAUUGGGUGCUUUCUUUAUUUGCUGAGAGAGUUUUUGUAGCAUUUAAUUCUAGUGUGGACUGUUUUUGGCAAAGGAAUAAGUGUAUAGUCUGUGGGAAUCCAGUGAGGUUUUCUUUGAGCAAGAAUGUGGUGAAGGCUGAUGCAAGAAAGCAUUUUUUCCCUAAGGCAGUUGAGGGUAUAGGGAAGGGACAAGGGAAGGUAGUUUUGGUUCUUGGAGGAUCUUUGGGUGCCAGUGCGAUCAAUAUUGCAUUGUUGAAUUCUUAUUAUGAGAUGUUGAAUCAGCGUGAGGAUUUAUUCAUCAUUUGGCAAACUGGGGUGGAAUCAUUUGAUGAAAUGGAAAGUCUUGUCAAGAACCAUCCUAGACUGAUUCUGAAGUCGUUCUUGCAUUCUAUGCAUUUGGCAUAUGCUGCAGCAGACCUAAUCAUAUCAAGGGCUGGGGCAAUGACUUGUUCUGAGAUUUUGGCAACCGGAAAACCUUGUAUUCUGAUACCAUCACCCAACGUUGAUGAAGGGCAUCAGCUUAAAAAUGCAUUUUUGAUGGCUGAUUUAGCUGGUUCAAGAGUUAUAACAGAAGAUGAACUUGACUCAACAACCCUCAGAACUGCCGUUGAAGAAAUUCUAGACAAUGAGAGCUUGAUGGUAGAGAUGUCUCAGAGGGCUCUCCAGGCUGCAAAGCCAAAUGCCUCCAUUGAAAUUGCUCAAUACAUUCUUUCUGUUGUCAGUUCAUCAAAGUGAACAAAAUGAAGGUGAAUCUGUGAAGGAUGUGAAAUUUAAUGUUCAACAGUUCUGACAGAAUCAAGGUGUGUCGACUUCAGAGACUGCCAUUUCUUUUGACCAUUUAAAGUGAUUAAGGAUUCUCGAACCAAUCAGAUAGGUAUCUCACUGGAGGUCAGAAGAUUUGUCCCGAAGACUGAUCUGCAAGUCUAAGUUUUGAGAUGGUUGUUGAGUAUUCCUGUUCGGUGAGACUCCUUGCUGUUGCUGGGCUCAAUCUACCAAUUUAGACACAUUAGCAAAAUUGUGGAUCUUGCUUUGAUGUUUUUCUUUUUCUUACCACGAUGAGAGAUACGUAUACAGGAAGAAUUUAUUAAUCAUUUCAACUGAUUCGUUUCUUA